Messenger RNA from Volvox carteri f. nagariensis, 1053 nucleotides. RefSeq lists its product as uncharacterized. Lineage: Eukaryota; Viridiplantae; Chlorophyta; Chlorophyceae; Chlamydomonadales; Volvocaceae. Gene Ontology annotation, molecular function: signaling receptor activity. The record is from RefSeq and is a predicted model, not a curated record. Gene Ontology annotation, cellular component: membrane. The transcript has 5 exons. The annotation marks the transcript as partial.
UUUGAAGAUAUGCCGGAAUAUUUGCAAGACAAUGAGUUUAUAAAGGGCUACUAUCGGGCUCCGGAUAUGCCGUUUAAGCAGACGCUCCGUUCGUUGUUCGACAUUCACAACGAAACGGGGAACGUUUGGACGCACUUGCUAGGCUUCCUUGUCUUCGCUGGACUUACUUUCUACCUUUGGUUAGCGGUCCAGGGCCGUCUACAUGGGAUGGCAGACCACCUGCACCACUUGCAAGGCCGUUUGCCGCAUCUGCCGGACCUGUCUGCCAAUCUUCACCAGCUGCAAGAGCGUCUUGUUCACAACGUGGAUUCACUGGUGCACGAAGUGCAGGAGGAAGUACAGAACGCCGCUCAGGCUCUUCACCAUCGCAUGCACAGCAUCAGCGACAACUUUCAUUACGCGACAGAGCGGCUUAAUUCGCUUAUCCAAGAGGCGGUGUCUGACGUGCUUAUGUGGCCGGUGCCGCGCUGGCCAGUCUACGUCUUCAUGGCAGGGGCUAUGACGUGCCUCCUCCUCUCGGCCGUCUGUCAUCUCUUUGGUUGCUGCUCCAAGCACCUGGCGCAGAUCAUCUGGCGCUUCGACUAUGCGGGCAUCGCUAUUCUCAUCGUGGCAUCUUUCUACCCACCCGUAUAUUACGGGUUCCUAUGCCAGCCGUACUGGCGGGUGUUCUACCUUAUCACCACAACUAUCAUGGGCGCCGGGGCAGUGGCGGUUUCCCUGCUGAACGUGUUCCAGAAAACGGAGUGGCGCGCUUUCCGUGCAUCCAUGUUUGCGGGCUUGGGGCUGUGGGGCAUCGUACCGCUCAUCCACGCCUGUGUGGUGCACUUGGACAUCCCCGCCGUGAGGGGCGCCACCGCAAUGGACGCACUCAUGGGGGCGCUAUACCUGCUGGGCGCCGUCAUCUAUGCUACCCGUGUGCCAGAGCGCUGGUUGCCUGGCCGCUUCGAUGUGUGGUUCCAUGGCCACCAGAUCUUCCACGUCCUCAUUGUGUUUGCCGCCCUAGCCCACUACCGCGCCGUCAUGCUGCUGCUUAACUGGCGUGACGCGAGCGGC